Melampsora larici-populina 98AG31 is the source of this 492-nucleotide messenger RNA. RefSeq lists its product as uncharacterized. The coding region runs from base 1 to 492 and encodes 163 amino acids. The transcript has 3 exons. Lineage: Eukaryota; Fungi; Basidiomycota; Pucciniomycetes; Pucciniales; Melampsoraceae. The record is from RefSeq and is a predicted model, not a curated record.
AUGUCUGCUUGCGCUUGUGAUGAUGUCCGUCUGUGGGGCGUUAGAACCGCUUUGGAAGUGAAAGGAGAGUGUUGGAUCUGCAAGGACUACGUACCUCUCCUUAGCCCAAGGCAAAUUCGAUACUCGCUUCGUCAAGAUCGUCUGUCCAACGCUUCCAAUGGAAGCCGUUCCAGUGUAUCUAAUGGAUCUGACAACGUCAUCGAGAUAGUUUACCAGCUUGAUUACAAACGGGUGAAAGCUCAGCGUAACAUUAAAGUGCUUAUAGAGAAUAAGCUCCGCGACGACAGAGCUUCCAUCCGUGAUGCCCUUUACCUUAUUUAUACUUACAACGGACCUUUCCUCCAAAAGGUUGGUGACAAAGGUAAAGCCGCCGAUUUUUUGCGUCGAGAGGGUUUGGGUGCGAUGUUUGUGAAGAUGGAAGAUCAAGAAGUCAAGUGGGAGUGGCUUCAAAAUCGGGUCAAUGAUGGUGAAGAUGAGAUUCACCAUGUAUAA